AAGCGAAGAAGAAAAAGAGGGAGAAGGAGGGCAAACACGCAAGUCAGUCCAGAACAGUUCAGACCAGUUGAGACAGCCAUGUUCAGGCCUCUGAAGAUCCUCCUCUCUUCUACAAAAUACCCUCUGACCCGCUGCUGCUCUGGCUUCGUCUCCAGGAUGAGGUAUGUGAACAGGCUCAAGGAGGAUGAUGAAGCAUGUGUUGCAGCACUACAGAACGCUCACAUUUUCCUGUUCCAUCGUCUGUCUCCUCUUCUGCAACGCACAAAGCAGGGAACCUUCAGACCAGCAGCACUGAUGUCCUCAGAUGUUCAGUUGAUCUUGGAAAGACUCGGUUCAGAUAGACCCCUGCUGAAGGAGUCGGUUCUGAUUGGCUGCUCUGAACAGAACCAGGCUCAGUUCUGUCUGGAUGUUGGAGACCUGGAUCAGGCAGCAGUAGAGGAAGUUUGUGAAGGAAAUUUUAUUGAUCUGAGGAAAGCUUUCUUUCUUCUGACGGGAUCAGAGGCACCUCUAGUGGCCAAGGCUCAGGCUCUGCUGCGGUGGCAUCAAACCAGCGGCUUCUGCAGCGCCACAGGCCAGCCGACCCACCGCAACCAGGCAGGAAGUCAGAGAGUCUGCAGCAGCAGCGGCAUCAUCUACUAUCCCAAGAUGUCUCCGGUGGUGAUUGUCCUGGUGUCUGAUGGGAAACGGUGUUUGUUGGGCCGACAGUCGUCCUUCCCUCGAGGGAUGUACAGCGCUUUGGCCGGUUUCUGUGACAUGGGUGAGACUCUGGAGGAGACUCUCAGCAGGGAGUUGGCAGAGGAGGUUGGUCUGGAGGUCCACAGCAUCUCCUACAGCUCCUCGCAGCAUUGGCCUUUUCCACACAGCUCCCUAAUGCUGGGCUGCCACGCCUCGGUUAGCCCCGCCCACACUCAGUUAUACGUUAACCACACAGAGCUGGAGGACGCUCGCUGGUUCAGUGUGGAGGAAAUCAGCUCCGCCCUGCAGGUGAAGACUCCGCCCCGGAGAGGUGACCCCCCUGUCCUCUGGCUUCCUCCAAAACACGCCAUCGCUAACCGCCUUAUCAUGGAGUGGAUGUACCGCCAGCGACGUGGUGAGGAAGGACAGUAACAUCCUAACUGAAGAUAUCCAGCAGUCAUCCAGAUGGAGAGUUUAGAGUCUGCGACCUCAGUCAGGACUGGAGGUCAUGUGAUGUCCCUGCAGCUGUGAGUCUGUUGCCAAACAUAUGGAGCAAAAAUCACAUUGAAUCAUCUCAUACAGGAUUUCAAACCUCCACAGGUGGAGUGGAGAAGGGAGACAGGUGCAUGCAGGUGUAAGAACAACAGGAAGUCAGUAACUGUAGUUUGUCAGAGGGUGGAACUGCAGCGGUGACACAGCUGUGACCUCACUUCCUGUGAGAUCAUUAUCUCUGAUGAUCCCGAAUAAACCUCCAGAAUCCACUCAGAGAAGAAGACUCUUCAGACCUGGGAAUCCUUCUGUUUUUAGUUUCUUCAGGAUCACAGUGAUCCAGUAACAGUAAUCUCUGCUAACAGGAGUUAAAGCUAAAUAAAAGAUGUGAUGUGUGUCAGUGAAAUUUAUCAUGUUCAUCAACCAGUAAAACUUCACAGCAACGUGAAAGACGGACAAAUGAACUAACGACUGUUUGAUUGCAAACUUUUAUCUAGCAGAAACACACACUUUUGCUCGAUUGGUGAGUUUCCUCCAUUAGCCAAUCAUAUCUCUUG
Chelmon rostratus (copperband butterflyfish) is the source of this 1721-nucleotide messenger RNA. It is a transcript of the gene nudt13, whose product is annotated as nudix (nucleoside diphosphate linked moiety X)-type motif 13. Bases 79 to 1107 code for a protein of 342 amino acids. The transcript is spliced from 9 exons. Gene Ontology annotation, molecular function: hydrolase activity; metal ion binding. The record is from RefSeq and is a predicted model, not a curated record. NCBI's taxonomy places the organism in Eukaryota, Metazoa, Chordata, Actinopteri, Chaetodontiformes, Chaetodontidae.